CAUUGCUGAUGGCGCUGCCAGAAAGUGCAAGAUGGCUCAACAUCGGCGACAGGAGCGCGGCAAUCGUGAGGUGCCGGAGGGAUGGGUCUCCCGAGUGCCGCCGGUGCCGGAGCUGCCGCGCUCGGAAGCUGUGCUGGUGGCCAAGCCAAGGCUUGGUGAUGAAGUGGAAGCCUUAUUUGCAGAGGCAGCGGCAUUGGUGGCUUCGCGGCCCCGGCGCAAUACGCGAUUGCAGAUCUUGGAGGAGGAGAUGCAUCGCCACGGUGCUGCAAAGAAGAUUGGAACGGCUUGGCGGCAGCAGGCGCAGCAUCGGCAGCAGAAGGCAGCACAACUGCUGCAGAACCACUUCCGCGGAUGGCGUGCGCGCAGGGUUGUUCAGAGGGAGAGGGAGAAGCAGCGCGCUUCUCGACUGCAGAGGUGGUGGCGAAAGAAGAGGUUCUAUCUUGCUUGGCUACAGACGCACCAGCAGCGCAAGGCUGCGGUGAAGCUACAAGCCUUUCACCGGGGGAACAAAGCACGGCAAGAGGUCUACAACAUGUUGGUCCUGCAUUCUUGGGCUGUUCUGCGAAUGCAAGCGGUCUUCCGGGGCCAACGCGCAAGACGCAAGGCGCAGAAACAGCAGCAAUGCGCUCGAAAAAUCCAAGCGCAUUGGCGUUGGCAUCGCCUCUGGCAGGCGUACCUGCGGGAUCGGCAGCGGCGAACGGCCGCUGUCACCAAGCUCCAAGCGCUGAUCCGUGGCUUCAUGGCUAGGUGCAGAUUUCUCAGGAUGGCGGCCACCAAGGAAUUCUUGAAUCAGGGAUCAAAUGCAGAAUCUGUGGCCGAACAGCAAGUUCCGAUCCAACAGCAUGCCGACCCAUUUGCUGCCUAUCCAAACAUGUUUGGCGACCAAAUAUCACAGCAAAUUUAUCCUCAGGCCAAUAUGGCGCAACCAGGACUGCAACCAGCAGACCACCAACUUGCUGGGCAGCCUGCACACCAACCCAUGGCCCAGCAGUUUGCAGCACGACCAGGAGCGCCAGUGCAACAACAACUUGGUGGACAGCCUGCGCAGCAACCUAUGGCCCAGCAGUUUGCAGCACAACCAGAAGCACCAGUGCAGCAACAAUUUGGUGGACAGGUUGCACAGCAACCCAUGGCCCAGCAGUUUGCAGGACAAAAAGCGCUUCAACCUGCGCUGCAACCAGCAGACCACCAACUUGCUGGGCAGUCGGCACAGCAACCCAUGGCCCAGCAGUUUGCAGCACAACCAGGAGCACCAGUGCAGCAACAACUUGGUGGACAGGUUGCACAGCAACCCAUGGCCCAGCAGUUUACCGUGCAACCAGCACUGCAACCAGCAGACCAUCAACUAGCUGGGCAGUCUGCACACCAACCCAUGGCCCAGCAGUUUGCAGCACAACCAGGACAGCCUGCGCAGCAACCAAUGGUCCAGCAGUUUGCAGCACAACCAGGAGCACCAGUGCAGCAACAACUUGGCGGACAGCCUGCGCAGCCACCCAUGGCCCAGCAGUUUACCGCGCAACCAGCACUGCAACCAGAAGACCACCAACUUGCUGGGCAGUCGGCACAGCAACCCAUGGCCCAGCAGUUUGCAGCACAACCAGGAGCACCAGUGCAGCAACAACUUGGUGGACAGGUUGCGCAGCAACCCAUGGCCCAGAAGUUUGCAGCACAAACAGCGCUUCAACCUGCGCUGCAACCAGCAGACCACCAACUUGCUGGGCAGUCGGCACAGCAACCCAUGGCCCAGCAGUUUACAGCACAACCAGGAGCACCAGUGCAGCAACAACUUGGUGGACAGGUUGCACAGCAACCCAUGGCCCAGCAGUUUACCGCGCAACCAGCACUGCAACCAGCAGACCACCAACUUGCUGGGCAGUCUGCACACCAACCCAUGGCCCAGCAGUUUGCUGCACAACCAGGAGCGCCAGUGCAACAACAACUUGGUGGACAGCCUGCGCAGCAACCAAUGGUCCAGCAGUUUGCAGCACAACCAGGAGCACCAGUACAGCAACAACUUGGUGGACAGGUUGCACAGCAACCAAUGGUCCAGCAGUUUGCAGCACAACCAGGAGCACCAGUGCAGCAACAACUUGGUGGACAGGUUGCACAGCAACCAAUGGUCCAGCAGUUUGCAGCACAACCAGGAGCACCAGUGCAGCAACAACUUGGUGGACAGGUUGCACAGCAAGCAAUGGCCCAGCAGUUUGCAGCACAACCAGGAGCACCGGUGCAGCGGCUUGACGGAGAGCCAACACAGCCAAUUGUGCAGCAGUUGGCUGUUCAACAGGGCACACAUGCUGCUGCUGAACAGCUUUCUGAUCCUUCUGUGCAGCCAACAGCCCAGCCUGACACCAUUCAACAGCAGGUUCAAGCUGCUUCCGUUGUCGGGUUGCAAACCAGAGAGCCUCCCGUUCAGGCAUUGCCUGCAACGGAGCAGCAUCUCAUCCGGGGGGGCCGCAAGUGCCAGCAGAGACGGUGCAGGGCUUUCGUUUCACUACCGAGUGCAAAGGCCAGUCUGAAUCUAGGCUGA
Molecule: messenger RNA, 2530 nt
Organism: Cladocopium goreaui
Lineage: Eukaryota; Dinophyceae; Suessiales; Symbiodiniaceae
Source: the annotation of a GenBank genome assembly